GAAUAUUUGAAUUCGAAUUUCGAAUGGAAAUAUCUUUUAGGCUUCAGGGUGUUCUCGAAUAAAAAUUAAAAUUAUUGAUUAAUUUAGUUUUAUUCCUUGUUCUUGAAUAUGAAUGCCUCAUUCAAUGAUAAUAGAAAUCUGCAAUGGAAAUUUUUAUAUUUAAAGUGCAUGAUUGGCAACAAAUCUUAUCUAAUCGUAAGUCGGCUAAAGUAUGCCAAUUCAUCAAAUUACAGUUUAUCGACGAUGUGUUCCAAGCUCAGAAGCACUAUUGGGAUUGGGAUUAUUAUAAAACUUCGACGAAUUAGAACCUCGGUCUCAUUUGCGAUUUGCCAGUUGACAUUGCUCAAAGCUAUUAUACAAUUAUUAUACUGUGUGUGUCAUUGUGUCGACCUUAGAUUGUCGAUCGACCUACUAUUUUGAAGAAAGUUUUCUGAUUUUACUUUCAAUAAAUUCCUGGUUAUAGAAGCUGGGAAAAUGUCUUGCCCUUUCCUAACGAGAUUUAGCAAUAAUUACGUGAAAAACUAUGCUGCUGCUUUGGUCAAAAUGUACGGAAAUCAAUGUCCAGUAAUGUCACGAAGUCUGAACAGUAUGGCAAGUAAUGCUGACAUAAAAAAUAAAGAGAUUCCUGGUGAAACACCUUGCCCAUUUCUGAAUGAUGUUCCAUCAGCAAUAAAGGAAGUCAAUCAAGAGCAUACUAUCAUUGAGUCUGUCUCAAGAGGUGAAAAGCAGAUUGUUGAGCAGGAUGUGUUUGCUUAUGACCAGUUCUUCCAUCAACAGAUUAUGAGGAAGAAGAAGGAACACUCCUACAGAAUCUUCAAGAAAGUCAACAGACUUGCAGGCCCAGGUGAAUUUCCUAAGGCUCUGGAGUACUCCUGGGGAGAGAAACCCAUCACUGUCUGGUGUUCCAAUGAUUAUUUAGGAAUGUCAUGCCACCCUGAUGUCAAGGUGGCUGUGAGAGAUGCUUUAGAAAAAUAUGGGUCUGGUGCUGGUGGCACCAGGAACAUAUCUGGCAACUCUACUCUGCAUGAGAAACUUGAGAAAAAAUUGGCUAGUUUGCACCAGAAAGAAGCUGCUUUGCUUUUCACCUCUUGCUUUGUUGCCAAUGAUUCUACUCUCUUCACUUUGGCCAAGGCACUGCCAGGAUGCCACAUUUUCUCAGAUGCUGGCAACCAUGCAUCUAUGAUUCAGGGAAUCCGCAAUAGCAGUGUUCCAAAGCAUAUUUUCAGACACAAUGAUCCCACACAUCUGGAAGAAUUGCUCCAAACACUGGAUAAAAGCAUUCCGAAAAUUGUGGCAUUUGAGACUGUGCAUAGCAUGUCAGGAGCUGUAUGUCCUCUUGAGGAAUUAUGUGAUAUAGCACACAAAUAUGGAGCCUUAACUUUUGUGGAUGAAGUUCAUGCUGUUGGUUUAUAUGGACAAAAUGGUGGAGGAAUAGGUGAAAGAGACAAUGUCAUGCACAAAAUGGACAUGAUUUCAGGUACUCUAGGAAAAGCAUUUGGGAACAUUGGAGGUUAUGUGGCUGCUAGUGGAGUAUUAAUUGACAUGAUUAGAUCAUAUGCAGCUGGCUUCAUUUUCACAACUUCGCUUCCACCAACUGUCCUAGCAGGUGCAUACAAAGCAAUUGAUGUUCUGGGUUCUGAGGAGGGUCGACAAUUGAGAGAAAAGCACCAGAUGAAUGUCAAGUACCUGAGGAAUUCUCUAUUGAGUAAUGGUUUCCCAGUUGAACACACACCUAGUCAUAUAAUUCCAAUUAAAAUUGGCAGCCCUGUGCAUUGUGGAGCUGUGUGUGAUACUUUGCUGAAGGAGAAGGGGCACUAUAUUCAAGCUAUCAAUUAUCCUACUGUAGCUAAGGGGCAGGAGAAAUUGAGGUUAGCUCCCACUCCUCAUCAUACCAGAGAGCUUAUGGACAAACUUGUGAAUGAUUUGAAAGAAGUGUGGAAUGAGCUCAAGUUGCCUUUUACUGGUCAACAGUGUGGACAGGAGUGUCAGUUUUGUCAAAAACCAAUCCUAUUUGACUACUAUGAGUCUAGGGAAAAUCGUGCUUUUGCUGAGGUUUUUGCUAAAGACAUCCAGUGCAGUAUCCCAAACUGUCCACAGCUUGUGGCUAUGCCUGCAUAGGAUAAUCAGUAAAUUUCCAUGAAAUUGGUGUUGGUCACUUCAAAAUUUGCUUGGUGGAUAUAUAAUUUUUGCAAUUUGUGGAAUAAUACUGUGAUGACAGUUUUAAUUGUUUUAUUUUUCUAUGUUGGUAUUAUGAGAGUAUAUAAGAAACAAUUCUUUUGAAACA
Phaedon cochleariae (mustard beetle) is the source of this 2284-nucleotide messenger RNA. The record is from the annotation of a GenBank genome assembly. NCBI's taxonomy places the organism in Eukaryota, Metazoa, Arthropoda, Insecta, Coleoptera, Chrysomelidae.